Molecule: messenger RNA, 1442 nt
Organism: Triticum aestivum (bread wheat)
Lineage: Eukaryota; Viridiplantae; Streptophyta; Magnoliopsida; Poales; Poaceae
Product: FBD-associated F-box protein At4g10400-like
Exons: 3
Coding region: 30-1430 (466 amino acids)
Molecular function (GO): protein binding
Source: RefSeq, a predicted model, not a curated record
GAAACCCUCGCGCGCGCCGACAGCCGGCCAUGGAGGACGACCGACAGGGGCCACCAGGCGACGGCGCCGAAGAUCUCGAUCCCCACCUCGACCUCAUCAGCCGCCUCCCGGACGAGCUGCUCGGCACCGUCGUCUCGCUCCUCCCCACCAAGGACGGCGCGCGCACGCAGGCCGUCUCCCGCCGCUGGCGCCCACUCUGGCGCUCCUCCAUGGCGCCGCUCAACCUCAUCGCCGACUACCACCUCUCCGAAAAGGACUCGCGCGCCGCGCUGGUCUCCAGGAUCCUCGCCGAUCACCCCGGCCCGGCCCGCCGCUUCUCGAUCCAGCUCAUGUUCCUCCCCGAGAGCCUCGACGAGGUCGACGGCUGGUUCCGCUCCGGGACCCUCGCCGGCCUCCACCAGCUCGAGGCCACCAACCUGUGUAAUAACCACUACCCGCUUCCGCAGCACGCCCUGGUCCGCUUCGCGCCGACGCUGCGCGUGCUCAGCCUCGGCGGCUGCCGAUUCCCUGACCUGGCCCGGCCGCCGAGCUUCCCGCACCUCAAGCAGCUCAUCCUAUACGAUGUCGGCAUCUCGGAGGGCUCUCUGCAGAGCGUCAUCUCCGGCUGCCGCGUUCUGCAAAGCGUCUCGCUGCACAACAUGGGCUUUGGUCGCCUUUGCAUCAGGUCGCCGACCCUCAGGAGCAUCGGCUUCUAUGCUCCUCGCACGCAAGGUGUCACCACUUUCCGGGAGCUGGUCAUCGAGGAUGCUCCUUGCCUAGAUAGAUUGCUACCAGUUUAUCCAGAUGAUGGUCCGGCGACUAUACGAGUGAUCCGGGCUCCUAAACUGCAGAUAUUGGGGUUUUUGUCGGAAGGCAUAUCCACACUCCAAUUUGGAACCACAGUCUUUCAGAAAAUGUUUGCUGUCAGCUUGACAACCAAGAUGUACACGUUGAAGAUUUUGGCUCUUGACUCAAUUGGCCCUAAUCUGGAUGCAGUUAUUGAUUUUCUCAAGUGCUUCCCCUGCUUGGAGAAGCUCCAUGUCAUAUCGCAUCCCCAAAAUGCUAUGAAUAACGUGCUGAAAUUUGACCCGCUCGAGCGAAUUGAAUGCCUUGAACUCCAUCUAAAAAAAGUGGUGUUGAAGAAUUACAAUGCCGACAAGAGUCCAGCAGUCGACUUUGCAAACUUCUUUAUUUUGAAUGCCAAAGUGCUGGAGGAAAUGGAAAUCGGAGUUCUUCACGACGGCAGUUACAGAAGUAUGUGUGACAAAUGGAUGCGUGAUCAACAUAGGCCACUUCAGUUGGAUAACAGAGCUUCUCAAAAUGCUCGAAUUGAACUGAAAAGGGAUGGAAAGGCGAUCCCAGCAAACCAUGGGCAUACCCAUGAUUUGUCAUUGGCUGAUCCCUUUGACAAGUCCUCGUGUGGAUGUUACAAGUGUGUUAGAUAUAUAUAGUUAGCCUUUUUU